This is a messenger RNA of Trichechus manatus latirostris (Florida manatee), 2648 nucleotides long. It is a transcript of the gene TGDS, whose product is annotated as TDP-glucose 4,6-dehydratase. Gene Ontology annotation, molecular function: dTDP-glucose 4,6-dehydratase activity. The coding region runs from base 180 to 1310 and encodes 376 amino acids. Gene Ontology annotation, biological process: nucleotide-sugar metabolic process. The transcript is spliced from 13 exons. NCBI's taxonomy places the organism in Eukaryota, Metazoa, Chordata, Mammalia, Sirenia, Trichechidae. The record is from RefSeq and is a predicted model, not a curated record.
GGGAGAUGUCGGCGGCCGGCUGGGCGGGGCUGCUGGGUCCUCCCGGAGACUUUGCGAAGCGGCUCCUGGUGACCGGGGGUGCUGGUUUCAUAAUGUAAACUCCAUGAGGGCAGAGACUGUUCACUCAGCACCUGGAGGAAUGCCUGGCCGGUUUUAUAAAGACCUUCAGUAAUUGUUGAAUGGGUGAAUGCAUGAACAACAAAUGGGAAACUCUCCUGCCUUCAAGGAACUCAACCUCUAGUGGAGGAAGAGGGAACAUGGGGAUCCUUUUAUAUUGCCCGUUAACAUGUUCAGUCACCUCUUCUUAUCUGACAGUCACUUGGAGGAGUGCAUCACAUGUGAUUGUCUCUUUAGUAGAAGAUUAUCCAAACUAUAUGAUCAUAAAUCUAGACAAGCUGGAUUACUGUGCAAGUUUGAAGAAUCUUGAAACCAUUUCUACCAAACAAAAUUACAAAUUUAUACAGGGUGACAUAUGUGAUUCUCACUUUGUGAAACUGCUUUUUGAAACACAGAAAAUAGAUAUAGUACUACAUUUUGCUGCGCAAACACAUGUAGAUCUUUCGUUUGUACGUGCCUUUGAGUUUACAUAUGUUAAUGUUUACGGCACUCACGUUUUGCUAAAUGCUGCUUAUGAAGCCCAAGUGGAGAAGUUCAUUUAUGUCAGCACCGAUGAAGUGUAUGGAGGCAGUCUUGAUAAGGAAUUUGAUGAAUCUUCACCCAAGCAACCUACGAAUCCCUAUGCAUCAUCUAAGGCAGCUGCUGAAUGUUUUGUACAGUCUUACUGGGAACGGUACAAGUUUCCAGUUGUCAUCACAAGAAGCAGUAAUGUUUAUGGACCACAUCAAUAUCCUGAAAAGGUUAUUCCAAAAUUUAUCUCUUUACUACAACACAACAGGAAAUGCUGCAUUCAUGGAUCAGGACUUCAGACAAGAAAUUUCCUUUAUGCUGCUGAUGUAGUAGAAGCAUUUCUCACUGUCCUCCAAAAGGGGAAACCAGGUGAAAUUUAUAACAUUGGAACCAAUUUUGAAAUGUCAGUUGUACAGCUUGCUAAAGAACUAAUACAGCUGAUCAAAGAAACCAAUUCUGAGUCUGAAAUGGAUAACUGGGUUGAUUAUGUUAAUGAUAGACCUACAAAUGACAUGAGAUACCCAAUGAAGUCAGAAAAAAUACAUGGCUUAGGAUGGAAACCUAAAGUGCCUUGGAAAGAAGGAAUAAAGAAAACAAUUGAGUGGUACAGAGAGAAUUUUCACAACUGGAAGAAUGCGGAAAAGGCACUAGAACCCUUCCCAGUACAAUCAGCAUGUGUAUAGUCAGGACAGUUUUUGGAGAAAGAAGAAAAUUAUCCUACCUCGACAAGUGAUAAGAAAUCAAGUGACCAAAUUAAGUAUCCUCUUUUUGCUUGGAAUUAGAUUCAUGACUUACUGUAUAAAAUAUAAACACAAAAUCCUUCAAUAUUUGGAAGUUUUAGUAUUAGCACAGGAUUUAAAUAUGAAAAUUCUUUCAGAAACCUUUUAUCCUAAAAAUUAGGAACCAGGAGACAUAGAAAGACGACUCCUUACAGGUGGGUUGGGAGUGGAGAGUCUCCCAGUUCUGAGAACAGAGACGGAAUUAAACUGGGCAGAUGGCAGCCUUUCCUGCUAUUGAUCUCAGUGAGCUUCCAACCACACCUUUCCCACUGCCUAAAAUUCUCUUUUAAGUUUUCAUUUUUAGGCAAUAUAGGGUGAGCUUUAUGCCCCAAUUCACCUUUUUUUUUCUUUAAGGUCAUGUUUUGCUAUACAGGCAGUCCCUGGGUUACAAAUGUCCGACUUACGUACAACCCGUAGUUAUGAACCAACUCCUGCAAAGCCUGUUACAUUAAAAAUUCAAGAUACAUACAGGGGCUCUUAAUAACAAAUGAGCACUACUUCGCAGUGCUCAUCAAAACAUUAUUAUUAUUACUGUACUAUUAUGUUAAAAAUGUUUUAGUGUAUCUGGAAGGGUUUCUUUAAUGUUUUUUAUGCAUAGAAAGGCACACUAUAUACUAUGACAAGCAUUUGACUAACUAGUGUUAGAUAUGAACUGUACCUAACUGUUCCAACUUAUGUACAAAUUUGACCUGAAGACAGAUUAAAGAAUGGAACUCAUUCGUAAUCCAGGGACUGCCUGUGAUUCCUUUAAAAAUGAAAUGGAAGCAUAUUCAGCACUUUUUGAUAUUUUUGUAAAAUCAAGUUACAUGUUUUUAAAAGAUGAAUGUAAAGUUAUAUUUUCAAAAUCAUUGUUGAAAUAUGUAUAAGUAACCUUGUAUCAGAAAUUUUAUCAUGUAUUUACUGUUUAAAAUUUUAUUUAUAAACUUGUCAGUAUUUUAAUGUAUUUAAUGCAUACUGUGGCUUUUUUUAGUAACAUCUUUUAUUUUGCUGUAGAAAAAUAAAAAUACUUGAUCAUAUAUAUAUUUACUCCUCUUUGCCUUAAAGACUCUAAAGUAACUUGAAAAAGGAACUGAUUGAAUAUUGGGUUAAGAAAGGGGAAGAAGUCAAGGCUUUCUGGCUUUAGUGUGUGGGUAAUGACUUGUUUUCUCUGAAGUAAGAAGGAAGAUCAUUAACUAAGAGGUGGUUGGAAUAGGGAAAUAGGAGUGGAGUAGGGGUUUCAGGUAUGUGGAGAGUGGGAGAAGA